Schistocerca nitens (vagrant locust) is the source of this 2775-nucleotide messenger RNA. RefSeq lists its product as uncharacterized. NCBI's taxonomy places the organism in Eukaryota, Metazoa, Arthropoda, Insecta, Orthoptera, Acrididae. The transcript has 2 exons. The coding region runs from base 403 to 987 and encodes 194 amino acids. The record is from RefSeq and is a predicted model, not a curated record.
CCCUUAUGCCUGGAAGGAGCCCGAAACUACUUGUUACUUGCAGGUUUUGACUGGCACAGACGGCUUUCAAAGAACGAGGGGAGGACCAGGCUCAAAGCGGGAUAGAAUGAGAAUCAUUCGACGGUUAACUCACAUAGCGGUGAGACCUUGCUUAUGUAGCAGGAAGGAAUAACGUAUGUGCAAAUGUUUCACAAAGUAUAAAACUUUACAUUGUGACUAGAAAAAUGGAAGUGACACCCGGUUUGUUGAGAACUGCAGAUGAGAAAUGUCACGAAUAUUCAGUGCAUAGUGCAGUUGUGAAACAUCAGUUGAAAGAUGUGUUCAUAUAUUGUGAUAGUCUUCUUCAAGAAGCGGACAUAAUUAAUUGAUACAGAAGCAUCAGCAACAAUUUCUGCCGAUUCAAUGGUGAUUGGAGAAGAACUGUAUCGGGCUACCAUGGAAAUGUUAGGAGAAAAAAUACUCAUCAUUGACAAGGACCUUAUUCAUUUUGAUGAAGUAAAUCAAUUCUGUGAAGUCGAAGAAAAUUCGUCCGACACGGAAGAUUAUGAGCCAGCGGAAAAGGCGUCAAAAGGCGAUUAUGUUCUGUUCGAGACCAAAAUAAAAGUUGUUAAACUGGCGAAAGGACACCCCAAAUGGAGUCUCCGAACUCUCCAGAUAAAGGGGGCUAGAAGUUUGACAAGAAAAGACAAAUGGAAGAGAUGGGAAGAAAACAUAAAACCUGGAGGAUCAACGAUCGAUAAAUAUUCGAUAAUUGAUUCGUGGAUCUAUGACUGUUUCGUGGAGUCUUGCCAAAAUUAUCAGCAAGUAACAACCAGAAACUUACAGCAGUGGGCUUUGGCUGCUGAAGGCCAAUUCCAGUCGGAGGACUUCGUCAUCAAAGUGUCACUUUCAUGGAUAAAAAAAUUCAAACUAUGGCACAGAAUUUGGCAGAGUUUGAGGGAAUGUAUGUCUGAAGAAGAUAUGCUGGGCAAUCAUCCCGAAUUUUAAAAAAAAUUGUUAUAAAUACAGACCAAAUAGGUUGCCGGUACCAGUCCAUACAACAGAACUCUCGCCGAAAGAAAAUCGAAGACCGUGUUUGUCAGAAGGCACUAUAUGAGUAAGGUGACGCACUCGGACACGGCACAAUUUGCUAUAACAUUGUGUGGCUAAUUAUUUUCACACGUGUUUGUUUGUUUGCAAGAAGCCAUGGGGAAGUCUGAACCAAAUGUUCAGAACACCAUUGACAAAUUAAUGAAAGAUCUUCCAAAUGUGGUCAUAAAGAGUUUGAAAUCCAGGAAACUUACCAGGCAAUUAUAUUACUCAUUUUUAUCUAGUGUCACGCUUCCCUAUGUGAAGAAAGGAAAAUUCUUAUUAAUAAUAGAUUCUUGGGGGCGUCAAACAAAUCCUGGUUUGUACGAAGAAAUUUUCAUCGAUGACGAAGGACUUGGAACAUGUACGAUUAAAGUUGUACCUCCGAAAUGCACGCCAGUUUGUCAACCUUGCGAUGUUCAAUUCUUAUGGCAAGUCAAAAAUUUCAUUAAGCGUCUUCAAAAUUGUUCUUAUUUAAUUGAAAGAGAACAAGAAAUUGCUUCUCGUGAAGACAGUAUUGAAAUACACUUGAUACUGCAUGAUCAGUUAUCAGUGCCAAUAUUUAAGGAAAUGCUAUGUUAUGCAUGGUUUGCAUCCAAAUUAUUAGCUGAAAGAGAGGUUUUUGAAAACGUUAACAAGGUUUGUUUUUCCAUGGAAAACCUCAAAAGAUCUUGUGUGUGCGGAAACAUAGCAUUUAUUCAAUGCAGCUGGUUGUGCCAUUUAACUUAAUGUUUUCCAUUUUUUUACGAAAAAUACCAUCCUGCAACUUGUAAUGUCGAAAGCGACGAUUAAUUGUACAUCUUUCGAAAGCCGUCUGUGCCGGUCAAAACUUGCAGGUAACAAGUAGUUUCGGGCUCCUUCCAGGUAUAAGGGAUUUCUCAAAUUACGGACAAGUAUACAUUUUCAGUAUCACCUUAUGCGUUUGGUCAUUUACUAGUCGAUAGUUAUGAAUAUUAUAUUAUUUGUCAUGAUUAAAAUUUGUAGACUGCCAAAUAACAUUGUAAAUCUAAUAAAAGUUCAUCCGAUUACAUGUAUUUUUCCCAUUAUAUCAAUUGUAAUAUAAAUAGUAAAGAAUAUGACUGUGUUGGGAAAAAAACAAAAAAAAAAAAACUGAUGAACGGGACUCGAUCCAGCGACUACGGGGCUUGAAUGCUAACCACUUGGCUGCCACCGCUUCGUGGUAAAAAUGACAACGAACAGGUAUUAUUUGACGACUGAAAUUAUCUUGCAAUUUUUUCAAUAAUGCUUGAAAAGUACGUGCUACUGGUUACACAUUUUGUUGUCCUAAUGGAGUACUACGAGUUUAUGAAGUUUGAAGUAAAUCCGCGAUCCAAACAUCGUGGCCUCCCCUUGUGAAAAGAAAGCAUCAUCUACAACAAGGGUCUUCAAACCUAACCUUUUUGCUCAGGAGUCAAUACUGACUUCGUGGGACAGCAUCCUCGGUCUUAUAUGUACUGAUCCUACUAUUAAUUGUAGCUAUAGUGCGGGUGCAAUAAGUUGGCUGCUGACCCCCCAAAUACUGAUCAUUAAGAGUCAGCACCAUUUGUAACACUCUUUGUUUCAGAUUGCCUGUUCAAGAUUGCUGCCACCCUCCGUGAGCCCAAAAUUGUGGCACUGCAAUUGCCUGAUGGAGUCCUGUUGUAUUGUCUGUGUCAGCUGAUGAGUAAUUGAUUACCAACAGCAGUUGUACUUAUGCUGAAAUACUGU